AUGGAUUUACACAUAAAAAAAAAUAAUUACGAAGAAGUUUUGAAUGAAGUUAUAAACAUAGAAAAACAAGUAAAUUCUAAUUUUGAUUUAAAUGAAAAAACAAAUAAAAAUAUAAAAUUAAUAGAUAAAAUAAAUUAUAAUAAUAAAGACGAUGUAAAUAACAAUAACGAAUCAAAUUUUGAUAAAAAAAAAGAUAACACUACCACUAAAGAGAAUAAUGAAAAACACAUUUUAGAUGAUAAUUUGUAUUUAACUAAUUCUGAAAAAAUUUGUGAUAAUUAUUGUGAUGAUAAUUAUGAAUUAAUUAAUAAAGAAAAGAUAGAAGAUAAAUUAAAAGAAUUAACGAAAAAUGAAGAUAAAAAAAAUGAAAUUAUCAAUAAAAGUUUUGAACAAAGUAAUAAAAAUAUUGAGAUCAAAAAUAAUGAUAAAGAAAAUAAAAAUGAAAAUAAUAGGGAAAAUAUAAUAAAAGAUUCUGAUGAAAAAGAGUACAUUUCAGAUAAGGUUGAUGGUGAGGAAAAAAAUAAUAAUGAAACUAUUAGUAAUUAUAAGAAUGAAUGUAAUAAGGAAGAAAUUAAAUUUGAGAAAAAAAAAAAAAGAAGCGACAAAAUAAAAAAAGAAAGACAAAAUGAAAUGAUGAUUGCAUAUUGGUUAAAGGGUAUUAUUAAUAUAUUAAAUGAAGGAUUCAAAAAUGGAGACGUUAAAGGAAGUCAUUUAGUUGGGAAAAAAAUUGCAGAAGUGUUAAAAAAGGUGGUUGAAGUAUCCCAGUGGAAUAGUGUACAUGAUUUAAUUGAAAUUAUAAAAUAUUUAGGAAAGGAAAUUAUAAAAAAUAAUAAGAUGUUUUUUGUUAUACCCAAUAUAAUAAGAAGAGUAUUAACCAUAAUAAGGACAGAGCAUUUUAAACAACUGUAUUUAUAUAAUAAUAAUUAUAUUGAUAAUUUAAAUAAAAGUAAAGAUAUAAGUGAUAAAUUAAAUAACAUUUGUAUUAAUAAUAAUUUAAAGUAUGAACGAGAGAUUAAAAAUUUUGAGAGAUCUUUUUCUCUUUAUUUUGAAAAUACUUCCAAUGAAAGUACUUAUAAGAUACCAGCAACCAGCACACUAAAGCAUUCUAUUAUUGAAGGAGUAUCAGAAUUAAUUGCAGAAAUAGAUAUAUCAUGGGAAGAAGCUGAACAAAGAACUUCAUAUGAUUUAUUCAUGGAAAAUGAUGUCAUUUUAACAUUGGGAUAUUCUGUUGGAGUUGAAAGGUUUUUAAAAACAAUAAAUAAAAAAAAAGAUGGUAUUUCCGUUAUAGUUGUUGGAGGAGAUAUAAAUAGAAGUGGGUUUCGAAUGGCAAAAUUGCUAAGUGAAGACGGAGUUGAUACAACAUAUAUAUCUGAUUCGGCUGUUUUUGCAGUUAUUCCAAAAGUUACAAAAGUUGUUUUAGGAUCAGUAGCUGUUUCAUCUUCAGGUGGCGCAAUCACAAAAGUUGGUGGUUAUAACAUUGCUUGUUCAGCACAAUUCAAUUGUAAACCUGUAACUAUUGUAUUACCAUUAUUUAAGUUAAUAUAUGUUCCUUUAUAUGAUCCUUUAAAACAAAAUGAGUUACAACCUGGUCCAUCAAUGAUAUAUAAUGAUACUGAAAAUUUAUAUGUUAGAAUUCCCAAAUAUGAUUAUAUACCUGAACAUUUAAUAACUUUAUAUAUAACUGAAAUGGGACUAGUAGACUCUUUUCAAUUAUAUAAUAUUACAAAAAAAAAAUAUCAUCCAGAUGAUUUGGAUUUGAGCUUUGAUUAA
Plasmodium relictum is the source of this 1770-nucleotide messenger RNA. Its product is annotated as eukaryotic translation initiation factor 2b, subunit 2, putative. The transcript has a single exon. The record is from RefSeq and is a predicted model, not a curated record. Bases 1 to 1770 code for a protein of 589 amino acids. NCBI's taxonomy places the organism in Eukaryota, Apicomplexa, Aconoidasida, Haemosporida, Plasmodiidae. Gene Ontology annotation, biological process: translational initiation. Gene Ontology annotation, cellular component: eukaryotic translation initiation factor 2B complex. Gene Ontology annotation, molecular function: guanyl-nucleotide exchange factor activity; translation initiation factor activity.